Molecule: messenger RNA, 2644 nt
Organism: Calidris pugnax (ruff)
Lineage: Eukaryota; Metazoa; Chordata; Aves; Charadriiformes; Scolopacidae
Product: clathrin coat assembly protein AP180-like
Exons: 26
Biological process (GO): synaptic vesicle budding from presynaptic endocytic zone membrane; clathrin-dependent endocytosis; clathrin coat assembly
Cellular component (GO): synaptic vesicle; clathrin-coated vesicle; clathrin-coated pit
Molecular function (GO): phosphatidylinositol-4,5-bisphosphate binding; SNARE binding; 1-phosphatidylinositol binding
Source: RefSeq, a predicted model, not a curated record
GGGGGGGGAAAGCAAGCAGAGGGGGGCUGUGCCCUACGGUACCGGGCCAGGCCCGGCCGUCCCGAGCCGGGGUAUCAGGUGACUGCGCCGGUUCCCCGGGGCUCCGUCCCGCCCUCCGCACCGGGAGGAGCAGGCAGCAGCAGCAGCAGCAGCAGCCGCCGCAGGCGCGCCGAGAGCGAAGAUGUCGGGUCAGACGCUGACGGAUCGCAUCGCAGCUGCUCAGUACAGCGUUACGGGAUCGGCCGUAGCCAGGGCCGUCUGCAAGGCCACCACGCAUGAAGUCAUGGGGCCCAAGAAAAAACACCUGGACUACUUGAUCCAAGCAACUAAUGAAACGAACGUGAAUAUUCCUCAGAUGGCCGAUACACUUUUCGAGCGAGCAACCAAUAGCAGCUGGGUGGUCGUAUUCAAAGCCUUAGUUACCACACAUCAUCUAAUGGUUCAUGGCAAUGAGAGAUUUAUUCAGUACCUGGCAUCUAGAAACACAUUGUUCAAUCUCAGCAAUUUUCUGGACAAAAGUGGAUCUCACGGCUACGACAUGUCCACCUUCAUAAGGCGUUAUAGUAGAUACUUGAAUGAAAAAGCGUUUUCCUACAGACAGAUGGCAUUUGACUUUGCAAGAGUGAAGAAAGGAGCCGACGGUGUAAUGAGAACAAUGGCGCCUGAAAAGCUGCUGAAGAGCAUGCCAAUAUUGCAGGAACAAAUCGAUGCACUACUUGAAUUCGAUGUUCAUCCAAAUGAACUGACAAACGGUGUCAUAAAUGCUGCAUUCAUGCUUCUGUUUAAAGAUCUCAUCAAACUUUUUGCUUGUUACAACGAUGGGGUUAUUAACUUACUAGAGAAAUUUUUUGAAAUGAAAAAGGGACAAUGUAAAGAUGCUCUUGAAAUCUACAAACGAUUUCUUACUCGAAUGACCAGAGUAUCAGAGUUUCUUAAAGUUGCAGAGCAAGUUGGAAUUGACAAAGGCGAUAUCCCUGAUCUUACACAGGCUCCCAGCAGUCUCAUGGAGACCCUCGAGCAGCAUCUAAACUCACUGGAAGGAAAAAAACCUGGCAACAACGAAGGAUAGUCCAACCAUUCCCCUCUGAGCAAGUCUUCUCCGGCCACAACUGUUACAUCUCCUAGUUCUACUCCAGCGAAAACUAUCGAUACAUCUCCUCCAGUUGAUCUUUUUGCAACUUCAUCUACAGCUGCGCCAGUCAGCUCUUCCAAACCAUCCAGCGACCUUCUGGAUCUGCAGCCAGAUUUCGCCGGGGCAGGCGGGCAGGCGGCUCCAGCAGCCGCCGCCGGAGCCACUUCGUGGGGAGACCUCUUGGGAGAGGAUAAUCUGGCCGCGCUUUCCGGCGUUACCUCUGAGCCGCAGAUCUCAGAUCCGUUUGCCCCAGAGCCUACUGCAACUCCUGCUGCAACUACUGAUACUCCAACCACUACGGCCGCUGCCGCUACAACCACCACCGUUACUGCUGCCCCUGCUGAAGUGGAUCUCUUUGGAGAUGCCUUUGCAGCUUCUCCUGGGGAAGCCCCUGCAGCAGCUGAAGGGGCAGCAGCACCAGCUACCCCAACCCCUGUAGCCGCAGCUCUUGAUGCAUGUUCAGGAAAUGACCCCUUUGCCCCAUCCGAAGGUAGUGCAGAGGCUGCUCCUGAGCUGGACCUCUUUGCUAUGAAGCCAACAGAGACCGCUGUUCCUGUAGUUACCCCUACAACUAGCGCAGCCACUCCAGUUCCUGCAACAACUCCUUCUCCAGCUGCUGCUGUUGCUGCUGCCGCUGCUACCGCUACUACGGCUACUGCCACCACCACCACCACCGCCACCACCACUUCUGCUACCGCCACCACCUCCGCUCCUCCCGCCCUAGAUAUCUUUGGUGAUUUAUUUGAGUCUGGUCCCGAUGUACCUGCAGCACCCAAACCAGAUGCUACUCCUAGCAUAGAUCUCUUUGGUACAGAUGCUUUUUCAUCGCCGCCGCAAGGAGCUUCUCCUGUGCCUGAGAGUUCUCUCACCGCCGAUCUCUUAUCUGUGGAUGCAUUUGCAGCCCCCUCUCCUCUACCCACUGCCUCUCCGGCAAAGGUGGAUUCUUCAGGUGUGAUUGACCUAUUUGGUGAUGCUUUUGGAAGUAGUGCUUCUGAACCCCAGCCCGCAACCCAGGCUGCUUCUAGUUCCUCAGCUUCUGCAGACCUACUUGCUGGCUUUGGAGGUUCUUUUAUCGCUCCCUCUCCGUCACCAUCCCCAGUCACCCCCGCUCAAACCAGCCUUCUACAGCCGAACUUUGAUGCAGCUUUUGGGACAACAGCUCCAACGACUGGCAGCUCGUUUGAUGCAUCAGUGUUUGACGGCCUAGGUGAUCUUCUUAUGCCAACUAUGGUUCCUUCUGGCCAGUCUAUAGCACCUGCAGCCACACCAACAGUCCCUGCUUCAGCAGCAAGCAAAGGCCUCGGAAGCGAUCUUGACUCGUCUCUUGCAAACCUAGUAGGCAAUCUUGGAAUUUCUGGUACCACUUCAAAAAAGGGAGACCUUCAGUGGAAUGCUGGAGAGAAGAAGUUAACAGGAGGAGCCAACUGGCAGCCAAAAGUAGCACCUGCAACAUGGUCAACUGGUGGUGUCCCAAGUGGUCCAUUGGUAGGUGGUUGAUCUGUCAGUACUACU